AUGGAGGUCCAAGAAACUGAAAACGUCGCUGAAUUUAAACAAAGAUUUGAUAAUUUUGUUAACGAAUUCAUAUCCACGUCGCAGAAUCAUUGUAUUAUCACCAGAGAGAAGGCUACUCGGAUCUUAAGGGUGUUGAAGGAAGACCCCAGCGUGGAUGACCCCCAGCUGAAGUUCUACGUCAAACAGAAACAGUUUCAACUGAGGGAUUUUUCUCAGCUUAAAUUGAGAAAUGUUUUGUGUGUGCCAACAUCAAGCGCUAGGAAAAAUUCUUCAAGGGCCAAUCAAGGUAUGUUUGGAAAAUAUCAUCGUGUGGCUUUGAAAGAUGAAUUCUUUAACAUCAUAUAUGAGAUCCAUACACAAGAAGGCAGCAGUAAACAUCUUGGAAUUAGAAGCACUAUACAAGAGAUAAAUCGUCAUCAUGCACACAUUCCUCGGGCGCUGAUAUUAAACUUUAUCAAGAUAUGUCCUCUUUGCAGCCAGUCUUUUAAUGAGCUGAAUUUAUUAUCAUCUGGGGAUCUCUCCCAAUCCUCAAAUGAAAACAAUGAUAAUCAAUUUCCUGAAGAGUCUUUUGCGGAUAUCAAACCGAACAUUCAACUCCUCUCAGAAGUUGUUUCCCCUAACCAUUUUGCCAGUGUUCAAGAUCAGUUUCCCACUUACUCACCAUCGGGUCAGCCAUAUGUGACACCACUGCAAUACUCUCCAGCUCCACCACCAUCAGCCACACAAUGGAGCAAUUCUCUUCAUCAGGAAAACAUGGAUAGCACAGAUCAGGAAAUCAUAGACGCUAACCAUUUUAUGGCUGUUGGAAAGGUGAGCAUCAUUGAUAUUCAAGAACUAUUGAACCUUUCAUCCCCUCCAAGACGCUACACUUGCCUUGUCCACUACAUUGACCUCUGGUCCAAAUACAGUGUUUUGUGGCCCCUAAGACUGAGGGAUGUUGAAGAACUGGCCUUUGGGAUCGCAAAGAAUGUAUUUGCCUAUUUUGGCUCCCCAAAACAGAUUAUUUAUGAUACAAACUUUGAUGACGCCCAGCGGCUUGAGGAAUCACUGAGGAAAUGGUCAAAACAAGUGAAAGUGACCAUUGGUCUGCAGGAACCAUUAGCCUCAUCAGGGCCUGUCCACUGGAAGAUUGUAGAAAAACUAAAAGAACUUCUCGUUGAAUCCUGGGAAGUGAAGUUGUCCAAAUUACAAUAUAUUUCUAAUACCAAACUCGUGACCACCCAUGGACACAUUUCUCCCUACAAAGCCGUAAUUGGCAAUGAUCCCAUGACAGAGGCUUUUUCUGAACUUGCUGACAAAUACAAUUUUUAUCAUGAUUCUCUGCAUCCUAAUUUUUUAUCUACAGCCAUGCACAACAAUAUACCAAAUGAAACCAAUUUAAAUUCUGUUAAUGAACUGGCUGGCUAUUCUGUAUAUCAACGAUCUACUCCUACCAUAUCCAAUGUCUGCCACAUUAACCUCACAAAUAGUCCUGUGAUAUCAUCAUCCGGUGCUUCUGGCCACCAGAUGGCGCCAACACAAACAGCGUGCACAGUGGAUGUAUGUAAUAGCACUACCAAUAUGACUAAACAGCUGGCACCAACCAUCAUAGAACAGAAAUUGUCACAUAACUAUGGUUCCGUAUCUUCCUCUAUGGACCCGUAUCCUUCUAGUGGGUCACAGAGUUUUACAACACAGCCUGAGAUUGCUGACAAUGAUACUAAAAACAUCCUGUUAAUUGAAGAUUUCAAUUCAGCUGAGCAGCCCUCAACUUCUCAGAACUCUACAGAAGUUGAAGCAGAUCAGUCUGUGUCUGUACUAGACAAGUUACCCAGGCUAGCCCAAAGCUUCAGCUUUCCAUCUUCGUUUGAUAAUCAGGAAGAAGAGGGGAAUUUUCCCAACCCUACUGACCUGGAAACGUCCCUGGCAACAUCCUUAGCAGACGGUGGCCUGCCAUUCCUCACCAAGUCUGCACAGAAUGUGAUUGACAAGUACCGACUGAGAGCAAAAAUUCUCAAUGCCACACAGAUGAAAGCUACUCGCCGUGGGGUUACGGAAGGAAGACAAAACCAUGCAAAGUCAAAGGUUUGUUCGCAACACCAACAGCAGCAGCAGUCAUCUUCAAUGGCAAUGUCAUCCAUUCCAAACUUGCAGCCCAAACAAAAACUUCUUUAUAGCAUCACUUCUGUAAAUGCUGGUAAAGGUUACCAGUCUGUGGUAUCGUCAGCUCACAGGCUAAAAUCUCGAUCAGCGCCAACGAGCAGUUCUGACUUGGAGGAGAAACGCAAGGAGUAUUGGCGUCGGAUGAAGCAGCGAGCGAGAGCACGGCUGUCGCAGGAGGAGAGAGAAAUAAUCAACAAGCGUAGACGGCAAAAAUAUGCAGAACGGAAAAGGUCAUACGGAAAUGAUCUGGACUAUAACCCUACAGUUUUGCGUGCCUCUGCAUUGCAGGCUCCUUUCGGAAUGCGUCCGUAA
Messenger RNA from Acanthosepion pharaonis, 2454 nucleotides. Lineage: Eukaryota; Metazoa; Mollusca; Cephalopoda; Sepiida; Sepiidae. The record is from the annotation of a GenBank genome assembly.